AUGCACAAGGAGCUGGUAAUCCCCUCAGCUCACCCUGUGUUCUCUGUCGCUGCAGAGCCUACAGUCCAACCUGAGAUUGACAUCAGUUCGGUGGAAGGCCGCAAUGCUACCGUUCGCUGGCGACUGCCUCCCAACAGUGGCGUUAAUGCUGCCACGGCCAGUGGCUUUUUAGUGCGGCUCUUCGGGCCGCCACCCGACAGUGAGAAACUGCUAGAGGAGACCACCCUGCUCAAUGUGCUCUCCACCAAGUUCCACAAGCUGGAGUAUCAGCAGGACUACACCGUGGUGGUGCGUCUCAUCAACUGUGGCAGCCUUGGGCCACCCUCCAAACCCUACCACUUUCGCAUCAACAGCCAGGGACCAUCAUCCCCUCGCAACGUCCAGGCUCUGCCUCUGUCAGUGUCAGCCAUCCAGGUGAGGUGGCAGCCCCCCGAGGAUCCCAAUGGAGGCAUCAUUAAAUACAUCAUAGAGUACCAGCCGGUCGGCCAGGGGAGCCCUCACCCUUGGGUGGACACGGACGACGGGAACAAGACCACCAAAGAUGUCACGGCGCUCAAUGGCAGCACGCUUUACCAGUUCAGAGUGAGGGCGUUCUCCAAAGUGCCCGGAGAGUGGAGCAAGUUUGCUCAGGCAAUGACACAGGGGGACGGCCUUCAGAGCUUAACCCCGACCACCCAGGGUGUGACUGGGAGGCCUGCUGUGGACAGUUACCAGCUGCUGGUGGCCGUGGUGGGCUCGGUGACUGUCACCUGUGUGACUAUACUGUUGGCACUGCUGGCUCUGUUCUUCAUCAGGAAGACGCUGCUCAAUCGUCGCCGCACCUUUACUUACCAGUCUGGAUCGGGCGAAGAAACUAUUCUGCAGUUUAACUCAGGAACUCUGACUCUGACACGAAGGCCUAAACCCACACCAGAGCCCCUCACCUAUCCAAUCCUCGAAUGGGAAGACAUAAAGUUUGAAGAUGUCAUCGGAGAGGGCAACUUUGGCCAGGUCAUCAAAGCCAUGAUCAAGAAGGAUGGCAACAAAAUGAGCGCAGCCAUCAAGAUGCUUAAAGAGUUCGCCUCGGAGAAUGACCACAGAGACUUUGCAGGGGAGCUGGAGGUGCUGUGUAAACUAGGCCAGCAUCCCAACAUCAUCAACCUCAUCGGAGCAUGCGAGAACAGAGGUUACCUGUACAUAGCCAUAGAAUAUGCUCCCUAUGGCAACCUGCUCGACUUCCUGAGGAAGAGUCGUGUAUUGGAGACCGACCCUGCCUUUGCAAAAGAGCAUGGUACUGCGUCCACCCUCACCUCCCAGCAGCUCCUGCAGUUUUCUGUGGACGUGGCGACUGGGAUGCAUUACCUCAGCGACAAACAGUUCAUCCACAGGGAUUUGGCAGCGAGGAAUGUUCUUGUCGGGGACAACCUUGUAGCGAAGAUAGCAGACUUCGGUCUGUCCCGCGGUGAGGAAGUUUAUGUUAAGAAGACAAUGGGGAGGCUGCCGGUUCGCUGGAUGGCCAUCGAGUCCCUGAACUACAGCGUGUAUACAUCCAAGAGUGACGUAUGGUCUUUCGGUGUUCUCCUCUGGGAAAUUGUAAGCUUAGGUGGCACACCAUACUGUGGGAUGACAUGUGCUGAGCUGUAUGAAAAACUGCCACAAGGCUUCAGGAUGGAGAAACCCAAAAACUGUGAUGAUGAAGUCUAUGAGUUAAUGAAGCAGUGCUGGAGGGACCGGCCCUACGAGAGACCCCCCUUCUCCCAAAUCUCCGUCCAACUCAACAGGAUGCAGGAAGCCAGGAAGGCUUAUGUGAACAUGGCUCUCUUUGAGAACUUCACCUAUGCUGGGAUCGAUGCCACAGCCGAGGAGGCCUGACUACCAGCCCCCCCAGACCCUAGCAUGCCACGUAGCUCCAAGAGGAAGUCGCGAGGGAAGUCACCCCGUUACUGCCACCUCCCUGCCACUCAACGUCAAGACAGGAGGAGUAGACGCUCCACCACAACCACCCAGUUAUAGGUGGAGGACUGUGAAAGGACACUGUUUGGGGGUAUCGCAGGCAUUAGAUGUGGAGUAUGGCCGGGCCUUCGAUGGAAAGAUGAAACUCCUUCAAACCUUUCUGGAAAUAUGGCCUCCUGUCACAAUCAAAUGAAAGAACUGUCUCAGAAAGAAAGACACAGCAUUGUACUUCUUGCUUCGACAAAGGUUACAAUGGUGGAUCUUUUUCUCUGAGCACUGAGAAAAAGUGACAAAUGUGGAGCUAUGUGACUUGCUGAAACACCACAGGGUCUGUGGGGUGUCAACGCUGGAAUUUUCUCUCCAUUGCUCUAAAUGGAGAAGAAAAUGUUUUUCAAAGGACACAGAAUGGAUCGCAUUCAAGUUCUCAAACAGUCUGAGAGUAAACCAAGACUAAUUCUGAUGUAGCACUUAAAGCAGCCUCAUUUGUGCCAUCUGUGUCUAUUACUAUUUGCCUAUCACUGCCACGUGAAUGUAACUACUACUGUAUGUAUUUUUGCCUCAUUUAAAAGAACAUAUAGCUGUAGCAAAGCCUCUUAUUCAAAUGUAGUCAGAGUUACAGACUGAUUUAAAUGCAACCCAGGUGGAUAUUCAUGUGUUGUAUAUGCAAAGUUACACCGCAAGAGUAGUUGUUUGGAAAAUGAAAUGAAAAACUAAUACAGAGCAGCCACUCUACCAGCUAUCAGCAUUAUACAUGACCUUUAACACUAUGCAACCUAAUACUAGCGGUAAUAUAUCCACCGUGUGAGAAUGUACAGUAUGUGUUCAUUACCUGGUUUGUUGAAUAAAGGUGUUGCGUGGUGACUGGUCUCAUCACCACAAGUAGUUCA
Stegastes partitus (bicolor damselfish) is the source of this 2819-nucleotide messenger RNA. Its product is annotated as tyrosine-protein kinase receptor Tie-1-like. Gene Ontology annotation, cellular component: signaling receptor complex; plasma membrane. Gene Ontology annotation, molecular function: protein binding; transmembrane receptor protein tyrosine kinase activity; ATP binding. The transcript is spliced from 13 exons. The record is from RefSeq and is a predicted model, not a curated record. Gene Ontology annotation, biological process: multicellular organism development; positive regulation of kinase activity; cell surface receptor protein tyrosine kinase signaling pathway. Bases 1 to 1851 code for a protein of 616 amino acids. NCBI's taxonomy places the organism in Eukaryota, Metazoa, Chordata, Actinopteri, Pomacentridae.